Molecule: messenger RNA, 1058 nt
Organism: Gadus morhua (Atlantic cod)
Lineage: Eukaryota; Metazoa; Chordata; Actinopteri; Gadiformes; Gadidae
Gene: tmem138
Product: transmembrane protein 138
Exons: 5
Coding region: 441-929 (162 amino acids)
Cellular component (GO): cilium
Source: RefSeq, a predicted model, not a curated record
AGGGAGGAGUGAUCCAGAUAACACCUAUGUAAACAUUAACACUUUCUAAAACUCGGUGCGUGUUAAAUAGGCAACGUAACUCGUAAAAACACUUAAACAUCCGUUUUGAGGUGCCUUCAAUGUCCUACAUUUAACUUAGACAAAGAGAUCAUAUCCUGGCCCAUUGCAAUCAGAUGUUGUUAGGAACUGGGCCCCAUACAGAGCGGGAAGGGAACACACCAUGCGCUUGAGGAGCAGUCUACGGCCAGGCCAAGUCGCUUGGUCGCGCUACCCAAGCACCUGACCUAUACCUUACUGGUCAACUCAAGAACUGAACGGAGGCGCCGCGGGGGGAGAGAUGUCGACCAGGGGCUACUGGAGAAACCUUGCAGAAGCCUCGACUGGUCAGUUCUAAUCCCAAAGCCGGACAGGAACACUUCCUGAGGCACAACAGGGCCACCAUGCUUCAGACUAGCAACUACACCCUGGUGCUGUUGAUUCAACUGAGCCUGCUGGCCUAUGACCUCUUCGUCAACUCCUUCAGCGAACUCCUUCGUGGAGCGCCUGUCAAUCAGCUGGUGCUCUUCACCAUUCAGGAUAUUGCCAUCCUGUUCAACGUGAUCAUCGUUCUCCUGCUGAUGUUCAACACCUACGUGUUCCAGGUUGGCCUGGUCUCCCUGCUGCUGCAGCGCUUCAGGGCUCUGCUGGGGGUCUCCGCCCUCUACCUGACUCUCAGCAUCUGCCUCCACUGCUGGCUCAUGACCCUUCGAUGGAUCGACUCAAACAGUUUUGUUUGGACCAACGGCCUUCAAGCGCUGUUUGUUUUCCAGAGGACAGCUGCUGUGCUGUAUUAUUACCUCUACAAGCGUACAGCAGAGUUCCUGGGAGACCCCAGACUCUAUGAAGACUCUACGUGGCUGCGUGAGGCCUUCGCUAAAGCCCGUCAGUGAAGGAAGCGUACUGCCCUAUAGUUGCCUUGAGACAUGUUUACAGUGUACAUGUUUGAUUCCAUUUUUUAUUUCAGAUUUUCUAUUUUUGUGUUAGCCAAAUAAAUGUUUUAGUAAUUAUAUUGUAUCCCU